GGAAAUUAAGUUUGAACCGGAAAUUCAGUUUGUACAUGGUUUCCAGUUGAAUGCAUCAAAUAUACAACGAAUCUAUCUUUUUAUGAACGUCAAGAACAGAUUCGAAUCAAAAGUCAAACUUCUAACGCUUGAUAAUCGGAACAGUAAAGGGGAAACCUUCAAAACCCUCCAAGGUGCGGCGCUUCAGUGUUGCGACGGCAACGAAUCCUGGAUGCUUCUGUCCUCUGCUCUUAUUCCUGGAGAAUCUCAGGUGCUUUGGGCAGGUGUCUUUCAGGACAACACUGGAGACGCCGCGGUGGCCAUUUUUGACAUCAGCCCAUCGCAAACAGGCCCUGUUUCAGGGUUCUGCUUUAACAAAGAUGAGUGUAACGAAGAAGAUAAACGCCAGUCUGAUCUGGUCAAAGAUAAAGUUCUCAAGCCGGCUGCAGUGGUGUUCAAGUACAGCAACAUAACAUCAGUCGCUGCUUUAAGGAGCAACUCCUGGAUUGUGCUUUUCUUUGGCACUGGAACUGGACUGCUGAUCAAGCUUGUUGUGGAUGCAUCCCUCAAACCUGGCUGCCCCACCGUGCUGUACAGUUCAAAUGAGGAUCAACACAUUUUACCCAGGAUGCUCUUUACCCCAGUGCAUCACACAGACAUUUACAUUGCUCUGGGAAACCAGAUGAUAAGGGUCCCUGUGGCCCAGUGUGGUGUGUAUCAGACUCUGAGGGACUGCUGGUCUGCCCUGGACCCCUUCUGUGGCUGGUGUGUGUCUCAAAGCAGAUGCUCGUUUCAACAUGACUGUUCCAGCUCUGACUGGGUCUCAGUUCCUGGGACGUCCCUGCAGAGGGAGAUUAUUUCUGUCCACAUGAAGAGGAGCACCAAUGGGCAGGACAUCACGGUUACAGCUGCACCCAACCUGAACAUUGGCAUACAUUUUUCGUGUGCUUUAGAGAAGUGUGACAGCCCUGGGCCUUCUUCCUGUUCCUGCAUCCUCUCUAGUGAGAGCUUCCCUGCCGAAGGACUCAGCCUAAGCGUCCUCAUUACAAUCCAGAGGGAGACGCUCAUUAAGGACGUGCUUUUGGAAAACUGCUCCGCUAUCAGAGGAGGGCCACCUUCUGUUUUGUCCCCAGUGUUGUCCUAUUCUGGAAACUCCCCUUCCGUUGAGUUGCUGACGUUCCACAUUCCGAGUGGAACCAAAAGCACCGUGAGAGUGUGUGUGCUGACACCAGAUAGCCAGUGUCAUGGCAACGCCAAACUCACCUACGCCUCCCAGCCGACCUGCAGAGGCCUAUCCCCAAACACCACGUGGGCCAGUGGUGGCAGAGAGAUCUUGUUUGCGGGUUCUAAUCUGGAGUUUGUGGAGAAGGUGAAGCACGGCGGAUCAUCUGAGGAGAUCCUCAUUUCCCUACAAACAAGGGAAAUCUUUUUCUUCUUCCAGAAACUCGGCUAUUUCACCCCCCCCGGUCUGUCGGACUCUCCUAUGCCCAUGCAGGAGUCUGUGAUGCUGAUAGUGGGGAACUACUCUGUGACCUGCAAAGGCAAGCUCACCUACCACCCAGACCCGCACUUCACGAGCUUCACUACCAUACCUACGGGCAAGGACAUGUCUGUCGUCAUACAGAAAACUGCAGACUCCCUGGUGUUGAAACAAGAAGAGAUCAGUGUACAGGCCAUGCAGGGGGAGAAGUCUUAUGGCUGUGUGAUUGAACGAAUCGAACCCAGUGCUGACACAACCGCUGUUGUGUGUGUGAUCAGUAAUCAGACAGGCCUCAGCAUAGACACACUGAAGAUCACUGUUGGAGGGUCACUGUCAGUAAGCCUUAAGAAAAGCCAGAACCUGUCGUACCCCAUCACUAUCUUCAUCGCCUUCACAAUCUGUGUGGUGGUGGUGGUGGUUGUGUACUUGGAUCGUGAGAAGCAGAGGAUGCCGAUGAAUCAGAAUGCUCCAGAGCAGCUGGAGAUGUCAGAAUACGACGACAUUGGCAACGAAUACGACUACAUCUGCCAAGAAUACGACGACAUCAGCCAAGAAUACGACGACAUCAGCCAAGAAUACGACGACAUCGGCCCAGAAUACGUCGUAAUCGACGACGACAACGACGACAAAGACGACACCGGCAACGACUACGACGAAAUCGGCCAAGGUUUCGUGGAGAUGCGGACAGAAAGAUCAGACAUUAUCUCUAGCACUGGAGCCAUACCCUUCCUGGAUUACAAGCAUUUUGCUUCUAGAAUUUUCUUUCCUGAGGGAGGACCUCUGGCAACGUCUAUGAGGAAAGAUAUGACUCAGCUGUCAGUGAAGGAGCAGCAGGAACAGAGCUGCAAAGCGCUGUCCCACCUGAUCCGAGACCCGCUCUUCCUCGUCUCCUUCAUUCACACCCUGGAGGAGCAGAAGAACUUCACCGACAAGGACAAGUGA
Messenger RNA from Clupea harengus (Atlantic herring), 2401 nucleotides. Its product is annotated as plexin-C1-like. NCBI's taxonomy places the organism in Eukaryota, Metazoa, Chordata, Actinopteri, Clupeiformes, Clupeidae. Gene Ontology annotation, molecular function: semaphorin receptor activity; protein binding. Gene Ontology annotation, cellular component: plasma membrane; semaphorin receptor complex. The record is from RefSeq and is a predicted model, not a curated record. Gene Ontology annotation, biological process: negative regulation of cell adhesion; positive regulation of axonogenesis; regulation of GTPase activity. The transcript is spliced from 16 exons. Bases 83 to 2401 code for a protein of 772 amino acids.